AUGGCGAAUAAACCAAAAAAUGUAAUGAUAAGAAAAUGGUUACCUCAAUGGGAUAUUUUAUUGCACCCCAAUUUAAAAUUAUUUAUCAGUCAUGGAGGUAUAUCAGGAGUACAUGAAUCAGUGGAUGCUGGCGUUCCAAUUCUCGGAUUCCCUUUGUUUUACGAUCAGCUAAGAAAUAUAGCUAACUUGGUUAAUGCUGGAAUGGCCAUGGAUGUUUUAUCUGUGAAAAAGGAUACAUUUUUGAGAAAUGUAUUAGAACUAGUAAAUAAUGAAAAUAUAUACAAAACGCUACAAUUGAUUCCGAUGUAUUCAAAAACCGACCGAUGUCCCCGGAACAGUCAAUACUUUACUGAACUGAAUAAUAUGUAA
Molecule: messenger RNA, 369 nt
Organism: Macrosiphum euphorbiae (potato aphid)
Lineage: Eukaryota; Metazoa; Arthropoda; Insecta; Hemiptera; Aphididae
Source: the annotation of a GenBank genome assembly